AAAACUUUUUUUCUAUUUUUCAGGAAUGACAAUGGAAUCAUCUGUCUGCUACAUUUGCUGUGAUAGAAGAAGGACAGCAGAUACAGAUACCUCACUUUCAAAGACUGGAAUCAGACAUGACUCAGAAACUCUGAAAGAAGUAUUAUUGAGGGCUCUCUCCGUUGGUUAUGUGGAAGAUAACCUAAGCGAAGUGGAAACAAGCAGGACAUCAUAUGGUGUGUGUGUUAUUUCCUUAAACUCUCAGUGUGAUGGGCAUCUGCAGGCCUUGUGUAACAGAGUUGCAGAUGAGGCAGUUAUUAUAUGCAAAAGAUGUGAAAAGCUGUUGAAGGAUUUUGAAUAUCAUGAAAGAACUUCUGUGAAAAUUGCCAAGGAAAUUCAAUCAUAUUUAUCAAGACAAAAUGAAACACAGGGAAAUGGCAUCAGCAUACCUACUCCUGUAUCAGGUUCUGUUAUAACACAUAAACUAGAUGAAAAACAAAGCAUCCAGGCUGCCUUUAAAGCACUUAGAAGAUCAGGGCUUACAAGUACAAAGAAAAGAGGUAGGAAGAGAAAGUCUGUGGAAACCCAGCCCACAGACACAGACAGUGUUACGAAGGAUGAUUCUGACAUGGAACAGGAAAUAUUAACAGAAUCAGAUGUUCAGGAACAGGACAUAGUUGUUUCAUCAUCAAGAAUGAGUAAACGGAUUCAGAGGAGACGAGAAGAGGGCCUUGUCAUUAGGUGGGGAGAUACUGGCUAUGAUGAAGAAAUUUUUACAGAGGGAAACAUGGAUUCAGAUGCAAACAGAUGUGAAAGAAGAACAGACAACAGUGAGAAAAACAGACAGUUAGAGUUUGGUGGUGACAUAACUAGAGACAGUUUACAAUUCAGUGACUUUGACUUGGAAGCUGACAGUGAAUCAAGUGCUACAGAGCAAAGCAACAUUCCAGAAAGAAAAAAAUAUAAUCGUAAAAGGAUUCACAGAUGCAGUGAAUGUGCCAAAUUAUUUCCAUCCCAAGCCCAUCUGAAAGAACACAAAGUUAGUCAUUCCAAUGAACAGUCAUUUACUUGUUCAAUAUGUUUAAAGGGGUUCAAGCGUAAGAAUGCUCUAAAUAAACACAUGCGUGUCUUACACCCAAAUGGUGCAGAAAAAAUCUUCUGUACAUGUGGUAGGAUAUUUGCCAGUAAAGAAUUAAUGUAUAAACAUCAAGCAGGUAGUGGAAGUCACAGACUAUUAGUUUGUCCUAUUUGUGGGGCAUUGUACAAGACAAGACAAAGCCUUGAGAGCCAUAUGUUGCUUCACAAGGAAAGUAAGUGCUACGGAAAAGAGGACUCCUGGCCCUUCACAUGCUCCCUGUGUAAUGAAAGGUUUAGCAGCAAAGCAUCCCUCAGUAACCAUAUUGUGUCUACCCACAGUAAUCAAGACUUUAAGUGUACUUUAUGUGAGAAAACGUGUAAAACUAAGCAGUUACUGUCCCAGCACUUGCUUAGAAAGCACAAGUUAGGCAGUACUGAAUAUCCAUGCCCAGUUUGCAGCAAAGUUUUUUUGAUUGCCAAAGAUCUCAGGCGUCAUGUACAAUCUCACAAUCUAGGAGGGUCACAUGAAUGUGCUCUUUGCCAUGCCAAAUUCAAAUCUUACCCAACACUGCAGGCUCAUAUGAAGAUUCAUUCUAAGGGUAAACCAUAUGACUGUGUAAUAUGUUUGGUCCCCUUUGCUUCAGUUGAGGCUUUAAAAGAUCAUUUCAUUCAACAUCAUGGUGUUAAAAUAAAUGAUGACAAUUUUAUUAUUAACUGGAAUCGAAAGUGCCCAUUAUGUUCUCAGGUUUUUAUGCGUCGGGCAGGUCUAGCCGUACAUAUAAAAACACAUUUUGAUUUUGAAGAUACAGAAAUUUUGCUGGUAGAAGAUGAUGAAGAUGGAGAUAUUGAAAACACGGUGGCGGUGCUUACAGAGGGAAAUGGUAGUAGUGAAAACCCUGGAAAAUUUCAAGAAAGUAGUAACUUGACUGUAAUUACAGAGGAAAGUAAUAGAAAUGAAUAUUCUGGAAAGAUAGAAGAAAAUAGUACCAUUACAGUGUUUACAGGACAAGAAAAUAGUGAAUAUUCAAGAAUAAUUCAAGAUAAAUCAGAUUUUACUUGUGAACUUCAAGAAAACACACUAAAUAAAAAUCACUAUAUAAAAUGUGAUGGAGAAGUAAGACUACUGAAAGAAGUUGAUAAUGUUAAUGCAAAAGGAAUUUCAGUCCUGAUAAAUUCAUUUAUUAGAAAGUCGGAGGUAGAGUGCUCAGAAGUUACUUGUGAUAAAGAGAAUACAAAAAAACUAUUAGACCAUAGUAGCAAUAAUGAAGACAUCAGUGUACCAAACAAAGAAGUAGGUGGAUGUAACAGCAAAGAGGAAAAAUUAUUCUCUGAAAGAGAGAAAGAAAUAGAUUCUGAAGGAACAAAAACACUGGAGGAUGUUAAUCUACAUACCACAAGAAACCACAUCAAUGAAGAAGAAGAAACUAAAUAUAUAUGUGGUCAGUGUUCGUCAGUAUUCCUUGACAUGGAAGAUUUACAAACCCAUUUGCUGACAUGCUACCAACAAGAUACUGAUGAUGAUUAUGUUGUGGUCUUUGAAGUAGAUGAAAGUAAUGUAAAUUAAGUAAAAUAUAAAACUUCAAUUA
Molecule: messenger RNA, 2642 nt
Organism: Penaeus monodon (black tiger shrimp)
Lineage: Eukaryota; Metazoa; Arthropoda; Malacostraca; Decapoda; Penaeidae
Product: zinc finger protein 260-like
Exons: 2
Coding region: 26-2620 (864 amino acids)
Biological process (GO): regulation of transcription by RNA polymerase II
Cellular component (GO): chromosome
Molecular function (GO): chromatin insulator sequence binding
Source: RefSeq, a predicted model, not a curated record